AUGUUAAAAAAUCAAUUAUGGAGAUGUAGAUUAUAUGACUUUACUUUAAGUAAGCCUUGCAUAGGUAGUAGAUCAAGAUUUUCUACGAGGUCAAGCGGACUAGCUACAGUUAAACAAAGUUGUCUUCAAAAUCAACGAUCAUAUAAUACAAAAAACUACAACAACUUCGAUUCCAAUGGAGCGCAGUUCAAAAACCAACUGCUGGUCAAUAACCAUUUCAAAAGUAAAUCACACAUUCUACAGACAUUAUCAACUAUACAGACCAAAGAUCAACUUAACGACUUUGUCACAAAGUAUCUGGAAAAGUAUAGUCCUGAAACAUCAUGGCCACCAUUUAUGCAAUUUAUAAAACAAGCCCAGCAACUAAAUUUCCAAAUAUCCAACAACUUGUGGAUUCAUUAUCAUAAAUUGUGUGAACAUAACGAACAAGACAUUCAGCUUGUAGAUUGGGCUGGAUUAUAUUUGUUUAGAUUCAAUGGUCGAGUUUUCGAGAUUUUACGUUUCAAUGAUCAAUGGAGGAAAAUUAUCAAGUACAGCCCUAAUUUAUUUGCAGUUUAUUAUCUGAGUUAUAUACAUUGGUUACUUAACACGAACCAGUUAUAUUUUGCAGUCGAAAACUUCAUUAAUUAUUUGGAGUCCGGUGAUUCGGAUUUAAAUUUAUUACCAUUUGACGCUAUCAUUACAAAAUUGAUUAAAGAUGAAGAUGUGUAUAAAAUUUGCAAGAUUUUGGAUAUUUCAAUGAAUGAAAGAGACAUAAAUUUAAGUGAUGAAAAUUGGUCAAAGAUUUUAAAUUUAGGUAUAAAAAACAAUUCGUAUCCAAUUGUGAAGCAAGCUUAUAAAUCAUAUUUAAUGAAAGGGUUCACAGAUGGGAAAAUAUCAAUAGAAGAAGCAAUAUUAUCACCCAUGUUAGUAAACAAAAAUCAUAUAUUUCAAUCAAUGUCUGAUUCCUUACUAAUGCAAAUUUUACAAAUACUUUCAAUGAAUGGUGAUACUAAAUUAACAAUUGAUUUGAUUGAAAGUCAUUUUUUCCACAAAGUUGUUGCUGGUAAGUCCGCAUUAAAUAAAAAUUUCUGUUUGAAAAUCAUCGAGAGUCACUGUUAUGAUAAUUCUCAAGCUAGCAAAGGUAUGGAAAAUGUAUUAGAUUUAAUUGACACAUUUGUUAGGAAGACCAAGAAUGAUCCUAAUAAUGCUAUAACUUCGCAAGAUUUAUUCCAGGCUAUGAAUCAAAAAAUAUCAUCAUACAAUCUAGGCAUAAUUGAUAAAGAAAAGAAGUUAGAUCAACCAGAUAUGGAUGAAAUUCGCGUCAUAGACCCGAAUAAAGAAUCAAAGAAGCCAAAAUUAGUCUUAGCUAAAAGCAAACUACUUCAUGAUUUCAUUGUCCAUAAUAUAAGUUACAUCGACCAAAAUGAUUUCGAUCCAAUGACAAAAUCUAUAUUCAUUGACUGUUUACUAAACUACAUAUCAACUUAUUUAAAUCAUACUGGUAUUGUGAAAGUUUUAGUUUCAAUUCAUUACCUUAAUUCGCAAAACCUAAAAAAUUUGAAUUCAACUUCAUAUGAUUUAAUAUUAAAGACGCUAUCACCUUCAACUUCAAAACAAUGUGCUUUAUAUUAUUUCAAUUAUUUCAAGAUCAAUCAAAUAACAAUCACACCAAGAAUGUAUAUUUGGUUAAUUCAAAGUUGUUUCAAUGAAUAUUACGAACCCAUUUGUACUUAUUUAAUUUAUAAUUAUUUCAAGGAAUAUGAAUCAAUUAUGACAGAUGAUGAAACAAUUGUAACCAAGUUGAUUGAAGUAUUACCUGAUGACAUUGAUGGGCAAUUGUUGAAAUUGAAAAAUUAUUUGACUCAUAUGCCUAGUGGAAAAGGUUUUAAUAUUGCUGGCUGCUUCAAAUUUCUUGGUAUUGUCAUUGAUGUCAUUGAUGAGAAUCAAUUGCUUUCUGAAGUUGGUCCAAAAUGUCAUAGAAGAUAUUAUAAAGUAUAUGACGAAAAUGAUUUAUCCAAAUUAAAAAAAGUUUUGCCUAUUAAUUAG
Lodderomyces jiufengensis is the source of this 2028-nucleotide messenger RNA. RefSeq lists its product as uncharacterized. The record is from RefSeq and is a predicted model, not a curated record. The transcript has a single exon. Bases 1 to 2028 code for a protein of 675 amino acids. Gene Ontology annotation, biological process: Group I intron splicing. Gene Ontology annotation, cellular component: ribonucleoprotein complex. Lineage: Eukaryota; Fungi; Ascomycota; Pichiomycetes; Serinales; Debaryomycetaceae.